This is a messenger RNA of Ceratitis capitata (Mediterranean fruit fly), 2676 nucleotides long. RefSeq names its product axoneme-associated protein mst101(2). The coding region runs from base 1 to 2676 and encodes 891 amino acids. The transcript has a single exon. The record is from RefSeq and is a predicted model, not a curated record. Lineage: Eukaryota; Metazoa; Arthropoda; Insecta; Diptera; Tephritidae.
AUGGGUGUGGGCAAAAGUCGCGUAGAGGCAAAGCGCUGCUCGUGUGAUGAACUCGCCAAACCAGAUAGUCUCAAUGCCGUCGUACGCACCAGAGUUAGCUGCAGAUCUUCGGACUCGAAGAAUCAUAACCGCAAAAGCAGCAACCCGACCCGUGAUGCGACAAAGAAACGGUCGUUGCAUCAUAAAAAUGACUAUCACAAAUUUCCGAAUAAACACGUGGAGUCACCAAGCAAGCCGAGAGUGAACAAGAACAAUGAGUACCAAUGCUACACUGCGCUCAAUGGCCAAAGAUACUCAGUGGACGCCUUAACGCCCGAAGAACAAUUCGAAGAGGUCGAAAAGGUGUUUCGUGAAAAGAAAAUCGGCAGAGCGCCAACACAAAUCAAUCGGCGCCCAUCGCAAAGUAAUCGGCAGGUAAGCAGCGCAUCUGCAUGUGAGUCAGCGGGAAACGCAUCUGAGACGGCGUCGUUAACAGACUCUACUCAUGCAUAUACACGUAAGGACGAUUCGCCUUCGCUUACAGCGACACGUCUUGGCUGUAACCCCGAUUGCCGUUGUGGGGGCAACAAAUCAUCAGCGCAACCUGCACUGGUAAUAGAACGACGAAACGGAUUACAAAAAGUGGGUCAUUCAAAUGCGGGCUGUCAGUGUGUGUUGUACGAUGGCAGAGUUGGACGUCUGCAUGAGGCAGAGUUGAGCCAAGCUCAGGCAAUAGCAAUAGCUGUGCGUGAAUAUUGCGCUCAACGCCGGAAAAGUGGGCGAGGACAUGGCCAAUACUGUCUGUGUAGCAAAGACGUGCUGCCAAAGCCGCAGUGGCAAGAGGAUGAGGAAUUAGAAACAGAAAGCCAGAGAAAAAACGAAGAAAAAUAUUUAGGAAGAAAAGAUUUGGAAAAAGGGGAAAAUGAAACAGAAGAUGACAUAGACGAUGAUGUAGAAGAAGGAGAAGAUGAGGACGAAGGCGAAAGAGUGGAAAACGCUGAAUGGGCAGCAGAAAUAGACGAGCGUAGGAAAUCAAGAGCAGAAUACGAUGAGCUCUUUGCAGACGAGCAAAGAGAGCUUGAAAAGUAUUUACCAGAAACACGACGAAGGUUGCACGAUAGUGAACAAAUCGAUCCCGAAAGCGGUAAACGAUCCCGUCGCCGGAAUGAAAAAGACUCCAGAGAAUUCACGGAUCAGGACGCCUUCUCGCUAUCGGACGUAGAGCUCCAAGUACAAACCGUAGUCUCAACAACUCAAGACACUCCUCGGCAUGCACCCAAAAAGCCGCAAGGCAGACAACCGCCAAAUAACACUGCCCGUAGGUCAUCUGAUGCAAAACAAAACAGACAAAGGCACGAGAAACUGCGAUUAUCCACACUUACGGCAGACGAAAAGGACUGUAAGUGUUGCUCAUGUGGCACGAAGGAAUUAGGGGAAUUAGAAAUUGCACACGAAGAAGAAGUAAUUGUGAAGGAGACAAAUCUAUCACCGCGAUCACCAGAUGACCUCAAGAGUGAGUCAACGAAACCAAAAAGAGAGCAGCCGUCUGGCCGCAUAGAGAGUGAAGAGUUGCGAGCCGGGAGAGCCAACCGCAGAGUGAGCACCGAAAGCGCAAUUGAGAGCAGCUCACAAGAAGAAGAUUGCAGAUGUUGUGACUGUGACAAGGCCACGAUGACAGACUGGACAGAUGUUGAUCAACGCACAAUAUCCGAGAAGAAAGAUAAGAACUUUGAUAAUAGGUUAACUCACGAUCACGAACCGCGCCACAAAGAAUACGUAGCAAGAGCGCGCAGAAGUACCGAAAGUGAAACCGAACACGAACGAGUAAAGAGUAGCCAAGCUAAGUGGGAGCCAAAGGAUGCUUACGCUAUCGCAGCAACACAGUUCAAUAAAGAAGGACACAAGAGAGAAAAAUUGAAACAAAAAAGCUGCUGCAGAAGCAGCGAAGAUGACGCUGAGAAAGAUCUCAAACCCUGUUGCCCAUGCAAAAAAGACAACCCAACAGCGUCGACUGAAAAACAUAGCGACGAACGCACCGAAAGCGAGAGCGAUUCAGCACAUAAAAUGCACAGCACAGAACGCAUAACAGGACGCAGCGCAGAGCGUAAGUCACACAGCAAUAGACAGCGCAAAAAGUCCAACGCUAGUGACGGCGACAGACGACGCAGCUAUGUACGCAGACGAAGUCGCUCCAAAUCCGAAAAGGAAUGUCAAACCUAUUGUCGUUGUAAGAAAACUAAAGGCGUACCGUUAACGAAGUGCUGUAAGUGUCAUGAAGAGUUCGCCUACAGCGCCGCACACCAACAGGAUGAAGAUAUGAAGCGUCGCAAAUUGGCGGAGGAGCUAGCCGACCGUAUACAAAGACGUGCCGAACUCCAAAUUGCGCUCCAAAAGCGUCUUCAAGAGCAACGGCGUGCUAAGCAGAAGCAAUAUUGUUGCUGUGAUCCGCCGACAUGCUGUUUUCCACUUUAUAAAUGCUGUGAAAUGCAGGCGCCCGAGCCUAUGAGUGUUUAUGAUGCAACGCAAAAAUCUCCAUACUGUUGUUGCCCUUCGCCGCCAUGUUGUCACACAACAACGUGUGGCCCACCCUGUUGCUGCGAACCAGCACCUUGCUUUGGUCAGGAUUGUCCCUGCUGCUGUCAACCAUUGAAAUAUUGCUACCCACCCUCAUGCGCCUAUCCGAGAACUGGAUUGUAA